CGACCAGCUCUGAUAUUUCGCAGCCGGGACGAUGGACAACAGGCUUUGAUAUGUACAUUCAAUCCCUGACCACCUUCCAGAAGUUAUUAUCCCACCAUUGAUCUCACCUAAGAACGUGGUCAAAUCAACCCUCAAUCAAUCAUCCUCGCUCUCGAGUCUCUAUGCCGUGGUCUUCUUCUACCCCCUCCGACGAUGAACGCGUCAUUCCUUCAACCAAAGAUCGAUCCAGCUUCGCAGCCAGAAAUCCUGUGUAUUUCUCCAGACCACCAAGCGUCUCCUCCUCUUCCUCCUCGUCCCCGUCUUCACCCCCUCCUCCUUACGAGGAUAUCCACGCAGUCGGUAAAUCGAUUGGGUCACCCCCGAUACUCAGUGUCGGUGCUGUUGGGACCGCCACUUACGCCUCUGACUUCGGCCCCCCUGAUUUAUCCACUGCCCCUGUUUCUAUUCUUCGCAAACAUAACCUCUCCCCACUGCCGGGAUGGAAUCAGAGCUCAGACGUGACAAUUUCACAUCUGCGAGAAGCCCUUGAUUCACUGGAUACUCAGGUGGCUUCCCUACUUAGCAAACGCCAGGAGCUCGAGUCACAUCUGGAGCAAGCUGUUCGUUCUCAGUCUCCCAUCUUCCGUUUACCCGAAGAACUCGUGUCGUUGAUUUUCGUUACUGGAGUUUGCGAUGCAGGGGACGAGGAUCCGUUGAUGAUAUCUAGUCUAAUGCUGGUGUGCCGAUAUUGGAGGGAUAUCGCUGUCAACACACCAGAGCUGUGGUCGACAAUCUGCAUCAGCCCUCACGACUCGAUCGAGAAGGCACGUCGGAGGCUCGCUCGUUCCAAAUCUGUUCCCCUGGACGUUACCAUUAACUUCAGUCCCCGCGUUGACAAUCCAUCAGCCGUCACAGAGAAUAUCGUUCGCGCCAUGGAUCUUCUUCGACCCGCUCUUUGGCGCACGAAGACUUUCCGCCUUAGUGUGCCCAACAGACCUCAAGCCCACGCUGCUCUACUGCGAUGCAAAGAGGACGCUCCCUUCCUCGAGACGCUCUCGAUCUGCAUAUAUCACUCGAUGCAGGACGAUCAUCACGCUAGCCCCUGUCUUCCCCUGUUCAAUGGUUACACACCGCGCUUGCAGUCUUGUUCUUUCACGUCUUUCAACUUCGGUUGGGAUGGAAGGAUCAUGUCUGGUUUACGCGUUCUUCAUUUAGGGGGUUAUUGGAAUGGAUAUUCUCCAUCUGUAGAGACCUUGCUUGAUGUCCUUCGCGGCUGUCCCGACCUACAGGAGCUCGCACUCCGCAACAUGACAGAUGCGGACGUAGACAAUCUCACGCAUCACGACCAAGAGUUUUCCGCGGCCAAAGUCGUAAGGCUUCCACGACUGACCAAGGCCUCAUUCUAUUAUGCUGGGCAACAUUCCCAGGUCACCUUUCCAGCGUUGCAGUCCCUCGAUCUCAGCUACCUUGAUAACUUAACGCCUAUCCUGGAACACCUGAGGCAACAAUCCCUGACGUCACUCCCAUUGCAACACCUCCGCAUCGAGUCGAGCCUCUUCAACGAAUCCAAAUUCGUGAAUUUGCUGAGGCGGUUGAUGUCACUUACGACUUUGGAGUUAAUAGACAUAGAAGAUAUUCUCAUGCUUCCUUCUGAAGGUAAGGACCCGGCCGAUAAUCUCUCGGCACCGCCGGCCUCCCACCCGUGGAUUUGUCCCAAACUAGAGCGGCUGAACCUCGACGGGUGUACCACACUAGAAUGGGAUGCCUUGCGAACACUAGUAGAGUCUCGUCUUUCCGGGAAGCUGUCACAAUUACCGUCUUCAGCAACCCCUGGCCCUCGGCCAGUCUCAUCCGCCUCGGCAUCCGCUUACAUUCAUUCCCUUGCCUCCACGCGGUGUAGCAGUCCUGUGCCCGGUCCUCGGCGACUGUCAUCCGUCGAUGUGACACGUUGCCAUCAGAUAAGCAAGGAGAUGGUUCAGUGGCUACGUAUGUACGUGCGUGACGUCCGUUGUGAAUCCGUGAAGAGCAUCUGGGGUGAUUCCAUCUUACCCUGAUGUCGCGGGCUGGACUAAUCAUCAUCAAGACCCAACAACCAUACAUCUUUUCAUUUUCACUUCUCUUUUACACUGCCGCAUAUUUUUCAGCCCAGACAAACAGAAUGCCCACUACAAUCGAGGCAGGUAUUUAUUAGCAUUUGGAUCAAACGAUACUUGCAACGUUGUAUCUACUCAU
Messenger RNA from Pisolithus orientalis, 2211 nucleotides. RefSeq lists its product as uncharacterized. The record is from RefSeq and is a predicted model, not a curated record. The transcript has 5 exons. Gene Ontology annotation, molecular function: protein binding. NCBI's taxonomy places the organism in Eukaryota, Fungi, Basidiomycota, Agaricomycetes, Boletales, Pisolithaceae. Bases 162 to 2033 code for a protein of 623 amino acids.